AUGACCCUCCCUUCAGCCGAGGGAAAUAAAAACAAUAUAUUAGAUGUUACCCAAGGAAGUUUAUUAAUGAAUUUUUUAAAACAAAUAAAUAUUGAAUGUAAGAAUUGUAAUGAUGAAGAAAUUAUCAAAUUAGCACUCGGGGAAAUUGAGGAAAAAACAAAUGAUUUCUACCUUGCAACAAGAAAUCUUUUUAAUGACAAUUAUGAUGUAAAUAACAAUCCUUUCAGCGCAUUACAUGACGUACUUUACGAAAGCAUUGCUAAAUAUACUACCAUUAUAGAACCAACAAUUAAAUUAGACAAGAAACAAUUGCCCAAAGUACGCACAGCAAUUAUUGAGACUCUAAUAGAUGAUUUAGAUCAUCUAGUUAAAUUAUUUGGCGAACAAACAAGAUUUGAUUAUGAUUAUAGAUUGGCUAAAAAUCACCAUAUAGCUGAAAUACCUCCAUUUCUGAUAGCAGAAAUUUGUGAAAAAAUCCCCGAUAUUGCACAACAACAAGGUCUGCAAAUAGCUCUUCGAUCUACACAUAAAAAGAAAAGACAAUUUCCUUUUUACAAAAUCCUCAUCUUGAGGGUGUGGGUGUGUAUUGAGACAUGA
This is a messenger RNA of Rotaria socialis, 597 nucleotides long. The record is from the annotation of a GenBank genome assembly. Lineage: Eukaryota; Metazoa; Rotifera; Eurotatoria; Philodinida; Philodinidae.